AUGGUUGUUUCUAACGAAAAAAAUUCCCUUAUUAAAGAAUUUGCAAAUCAGAAAAAGGAGUACCAAAAUCUUACAGACAGUUAUGACAAUUGUCAAGAAAAGUACAAUAUCUUGUUGGAAACUGAGAAGAAUUUAAAAGAAAAAAACCGAAAUCUCCUAGAUGAAAAUUCUACUUUAAAAGCAAAGCUUUCAAAUCAGGAAAGUAAAUUUUGGCUCCAUACUUCUUUCAACACGCUUGAAGAACUAACUAAAGAGUGCUUGCAAAAAAUCUCUAACACAGAAAAAAUACCACAAGAACCAGCAUUGUGCAACACACUUUUAGAAAAUUGGUGCAAAGAUUUGGAAAAUAUUACGUUGAAGUUAAAACGAGAUUUAGACAAGCAGGAUGAUCCCAGAAGAUCUUUACGCAAUACUAUACAGGAUGUGACAGGAAAUAUACGCGUUUUUUGUAGAAUUCGGCCUCCGAUCACCAGUGAGGAGAACGAAAGACAACUCUGCGCAAUGUCUUUCCCUAAUGAAACAAGUUUAGAAAUACGAAAAGCUCGGAAAAGUGUCAAUGUUCUUAGCGGCAAACUCAUAAAUCUGAAGCAAAAGUUUACUUUUGAUAAAGUUUUCCCACCUGAUGUUACUCAAGCAGAGGUAUUUGAAGAAUUAGGGCAGUUAGUUCAGUCAGCGUUGGACGGUUAUCAUGUAUGUGUUUUUGCCUAUGGACAACCUGGAUCUGGGAAAACAUACACAAUGCAAGGGUCGUCGAACGACUGUGGCAUUAUUCCAAGGACGAUCGACUUAAUUUUCCAAAAGAUUGACAAACUUUCAACAUUAGAUUGGAAUUAUAGCGUCACAGCAAGUUUUCUUGAACUAUAUAACGAAAAUAUACGAGAUCUUCUUCUUCCAAACAGCACACACAAUUACGAAGUGCGUUAUAAUGAAGGACACGGUAUAACAGUCACCAAUCUUCAAAUUAUUCCAAUUACUUCAGCCGAAGAACUGAAACUUCUUAUGGAAGAAGCGCAGAAGAAUAGGACAGUAGCAGCAACAAAUUCUAAUGAGCAUAGUUCUAGAUCUCAUGCAAUAACUAAAAUUCAUCUUGAAGGAUAUAAUGAGACAAGUAAAGUUAAAUAUUCUGGUUCCAUACAUUUAGUAGAUUUGGCUGGUUCUGAAAGUGCCAGAACUACCAAUGCAGAAAGACUGAAUGAAACCAAAAAUAUAAAUACAAGCUUAUCAGCACUGGGAAAUGUAAUGUUAGCUUUGUAUAAUAAGCACCCACACAUUCCAUACAGAAACUCAAAGUUGACAUUUUUGCUGCAGUCUUGUCUUGGCGGUAAUUCCAAAACAUUAAUGUUCGUAAAUGUUUCACCUUUUGAAGAGUGUUUUGGGGAAAGCAUAAACUCUCUAAGAUUUGCGUCCAAAAUAAAAGAAAUUAAAACAGUUGCCAAGAAGAAUAAAACUUACGCAUUCCAGUGUUACCAUUAA
This is a messenger RNA of Zophobas morio, 1473 nucleotides long. Its product is annotated as protein claret segregational. NCBI's taxonomy places the organism in Eukaryota, Metazoa, Arthropoda, Insecta, Coleoptera, Tenebrionidae. The record is from RefSeq and is a predicted model, not a curated record. The transcript is spliced from 2 exons. Gene Ontology annotation, molecular function: microtubule motor activity; ATP binding; microtubule binding. The coding region runs from base 1 to 1473 and encodes 490 amino acids. Gene Ontology annotation, biological process: microtubule-based movement.